Molecule: messenger RNA, 1335 nt
Organism: Komagataella phaffii GS115
Lineage: Eukaryota; Fungi; Ascomycota; Pichiomycetes; Pichiales; Pichiaceae
Product: Vacuolar amino acid transporter, exports aspartate and glutamate from the vacuole
Exons: 1
Coding region: 1-1335 (444 amino acids)
Biological process (GO): amino acid transmembrane transport
Cellular component (GO): fungal-type vacuole membrane
Molecular function (GO): L-arginine transmembrane transporter activity; L-glutamate transmembrane transporter activity; L-lysine transmembrane transporter activity
Source: RefSeq, a predicted model, not a curated record
AUGAGUGGAGCUACUACCAACUCGUCUAUCAUAAACUUGUUGAAUACCAUCAUUGGUGCUGGGUUGCUAGCUUUACCGUAUGCUUUGAGAACUGAUGGGUUAGUACUGGGAAUGGUGAUUUUAUUGCUUUCUGCCAUUGGCGCUGGCUACGGAUUCUUCUUGCAAGGAGUAAGUAGCAAAUAUCUACCACCAGGUGAAGCAAGUUUUUUCAACGUUUGCCAAAUUACUUACCCUGACCUUGCUGUUGUUUUUGAUAUUGCGAUAGCCAUUCAGUGUUUUGGAGUGGGAUUAUCGUACUUAGUGUUGACGGGAGAUUUGAUGCCUCAUAUUAUACCAAUUGAAAAUUUGCCUAUUGAUGAAAGAAUAUUUUGGAUUCUAGUGUCCACAAUAUUUAUUGUUCCUACAAGUUUCUUAAAGAAGUUGGACUCAUUGAGAUAUACGUCGGUAGUGGCUUUGUUAGCGAUUGUAUACCUUGUGGCUGUCAUUUAUGGAAACUAUUUACAGGGAUUACUUACAAAUUGGGAAGGCUUUCCUGAAAGACAGCCAAUUAGUGUCUGGAAACCGCAAUCUUUCAAAGCCAUCUCAUCGACUUUUUCCAUUGUUGUUCUAGCAUACACAGGCCACCAGAAUUUUUACCAAAUUACCAAUGAAUUGUCCAACCCGACAUUGAGAAAUCUAUUGAAAAUCAACCUCGUUUCCACCAUUAUUUCAUACUUGAUUUUUGUUACUGUAGCACUAGCAGGCUAUUUGACUUUCGGUAAUUACAUCUCAGGAAACAUCAUGCUUAUAUACCCCGAUACUAUUAUAACCAGAUUAGGUCAAUCACUGUUAGUGCUUAUGGUUAUAUUGUCUUAUCCUCUAAUGAUUUUCCCGGCAAGAAUUUCGUUCAAUAAUAUUUAUGAAGCAUUCUUGAGGAGAACAACUAGGUCCGAAACAGAAGCCGAAUUAGAAGCAGAAUCGGAAGUGGAUCCAUUGUUGCCACGUUCAGCUCAGGAAGUUACAAUAUCUGGUAAGAGAUUUACCUACUUGACCGUAUUCUUACUAUUUUUAAGUUACUUUUUGGCCAUUACGAUCAAGAAGUUCGAACUUGUCUUGUCCAUAGUUGGCGCUGUGGGAUCUACUUCAAUCUCAUAUACUCUACCAGGAUUUUUUGGUUUCAAAUUGUUAAACUCUAAAAAUCAAGAUAUAAGCAAGUUGUUAAGAUCCAAUAAUAACGCAACGCUCUAUGGUCAUCCUGUAUUUCACUCGCCAGUGUACAAGUAUUGUUCUUUGGCCCUUGGCGUAUUCGGAAUUGUUGCAAUGGUAGUAUGUCUGUACUCUGCAGUCUCUAAAUAA